Messenger RNA from Hibiscus syriacus, 588 nucleotides. RefSeq names its product ubiquitin-conjugating enzyme E2-17 kDa-like. Gene Ontology annotation, cellular component: nucleus. The coding region runs from base 142 to 588 and encodes 148 amino acids. The transcript has a single exon. Gene Ontology annotation, molecular function: ubiquitin conjugating enzyme activity. Gene Ontology annotation, biological process: protein polyubiquitination. NCBI's taxonomy places the organism in Eukaryota, Viridiplantae, Streptophyta, Magnoliopsida, Malvales, Malvaceae. The record is from RefSeq and is a predicted model, not a curated record.
AUCCAAAGCACCAGUUUGUAUUGAUCAUUGUUUCACUUGAAAUUUGUUGUUUUCUUCUUAUUCUUCUCUAAGGCCAAGCUCAAGUUUUGGCACUCGUCUUAUUGUUUGGUCGAGACUUUGGAGCGGGUUGUAUUGAAUCUCAUGGCUUCAAAGCAGAUUAACAAGGAGUUGAAGGAUCUCCAAAAGGAUCCUCCUGCAUCUUGCAGUGCUGGUCAUGUUGGUGAUGAUAUGUUCCACUGGAAAGCAAUAAUCAUGGACUCAGCAGACAAUCCUUUCGCUGGAGGACUCUUUCUUAUUGCCAUUCACUUUUCCCCAGACUAUCCAUUCAAGCCUCCUAAGGUUUCUUUCCGAACAAAGGUUUUCCAUCCUAACAUCAACAUCAAUGGAAGCAUCUGUCUUGACAUUAUGAAGGAACAGUGGAGCCUUGCCCUUACCAUAUCCAAGGUAUUUCUGUCAAUAUGCUCACUUCUCACGGAUCCGAAUCCCGAUGACCCUCUGGUACCUGAGAUUGCUCACAUGUACAAGACCGAUAAAGCCAAAUAUGAGAGCACUGCCCGAUUGUGGACUCAGAAGCUGCAACCCCCAUGA